This is a messenger RNA of Racocetra fulgida, 528 nucleotides long. The record is from the annotation of a GenBank genome assembly. Lineage: Eukaryota; Fungi; Glomeromycota; Glomeromycetes; Diversisporales; Gigasporaceae.
UAUACAGAUAAUAAUGCAGAGAAAGAAGAUAUCAGUAAAGAUGAAAAUAAAGUAAUUUAUAAAGUUCCAAAGUCUGAUGCAAUCUGUAAAGAGGUAGAAAAUACAAAGAAAAAGGUGGUUAAAGCAAAUGAUGAAAAGAAGUAUUGCAAAAAGAAUGUGAAAGUUAGUUUGACAAAUACUGAUGAAGACAAUGUUAGUAAAUUGUGUAGUAGUACUGGACAUUGUGAUAACAAAAAGAAUAAUAUUGAAAGAGAUAAAAACAAAUUACUCAUCUGUUACUAUAACAUUAGUAAUAUAGAUAAUGAUAAAAAGAAAAUGCUUAAGCAGAAGUCAAAGUAUAUUGAAGGUGAAGAAUUGGUUGUAGGACCUAAAAUAAAAGAUGAAAAUAGAUUAAUAUUUGAUUAUAGAAAACUAAUUGAAAGAAAAGACCUAAUAUCUGAUAUACAUUAUGAUGAAAUCAAUACUGAAUAUAUAUUUGUGGAAUUCAAUGAUAAAAAGUACUUGGCUAGAUUUGAUGAAGUCAUGUAA